Messenger RNA from Acanthocheilonema viteae, 1413 nucleotides. NCBI's taxonomy places the organism in Eukaryota, Metazoa, Nematoda, Chromadorea, Rhabditida, Onchocercidae. The record is from the annotation of a GenBank genome assembly.
AUGUCUUUAGAAAGAUGUAGGACCAAUAAUGACUGCGACAGUGGACGAUGUGAAUGGCGUCGUUGCGUUGGAAAAUUGGGCAAAGUAAUAUCCGGUAGAACAGAAGUUACAAAUUGUUACGUUGACGAGGAUUGUCCGACAAAGCAAAUCUGCCAAGAUGGUUUCUGUCGACAACGCCUCCCUCUGAUCCAUGAUAUAGUUAAUGUUCGACCUGGUCAUUGUUACGCUGACGCACAUUGUCCACCUGGUUUCAAAUGUGGUUUUUAUAAGAAGUGUUAUAAUAUGACUGAUAAAAAAUAUAUAGUGGAAUCUAUCAUGCAUAUCCCAUGCCAAGAUGAAGCACCAGGGUUUUGCGCAGAAAUAACAGGUUUUGAAAAGGCUAUAUGUCGUGAAAUCAUUUUCGAGUACGAGCAUGUCCAUUCAUACGUAUGCCAACUUCCACCGCCUUUUACAUGGACUGAAUUAAAAACCUGUGGUGCAGACGACAGUUGCGCUCGUUAUAGCACGUGCAUAAGAGGGACUUGUUUUCAUCCAUUUUGGGUUACUGUCAGACAACGUUGCAAAAGCGACGCUGAAUGCACUUUUCGUUCAUAUUGUAACAAAGAUGGUGGAUGUGAGCAGGGAAGAUGGUCAUUGAAACACAGAAAAUGUGACGCUUGUCGGUUUGAUGAAUUCUGUGAUUUGUAUGAAAAUUGUCUAAAAGUUCAGCGUUUUAACGAAUUCAAUUGCGAUGGUGAUAAUUGGUUUUAUUGGUAUAGCGCAUUCUACUGCUCGUCAACAACAGAAAAGACGUAUGACAACGCGAUAUUGGAAUGCAAAAAAUUAAAGGCAGAAUUAGUUUAUCCACCAGACAGGGGAACUGAGACUAAGCUUUCUCCUGAAAACGCUCUGCUUUCAUAUUUGGCUCUACGCGCUGGUUGGGUUAAAGAAGAAAGUGAUGGAGUAGAAAAAACAUUUGUGAAUUGGAAAAAUAUUAGCGAAAGAAUGGAGAAGUCACGUUUUUUUUGCAAAAGUCAGAAGUGUCAAACAUCAUUUGUCUAUCGUCAUGACUAUUGCUAUAUCGCGGGAUUUACCAAUUUUAUGCCACGUUUUGCGAUCAGAACAAUUUGCAAUUUGUUGGAUAGUGAAAUAGUCAAAAUUAAAAACAAGGAGGAAGCACAAACAGCUUAUGGGCUUGCUGGAGGAAAAUCGUUCUGGCUUGGCCUAAGGAAAGGGAAAAGGCAUUGGUACUGGGAGAGUAGUACUUAUGGGACUCGGGCACAUUUCUUUUUCUGGCGUACAGGACAACCAGAUAUAACAAACGAAAAAAAUUGUGCUUAUGCGGCUCACGCAGGAGAGUGGGUGUCUGCUGACUGUGACGAUUUCCGCUCGCCGAAAAUGUUUGUUUGUCAGAGCCCAUCAUACAAAAAUUAG